Emericellopsis cladophorae is the source of this 2769-nucleotide messenger RNA. Its product is annotated as Dynamin GTPase effector domain. Bases 1 to 2769 code for a protein of 922 amino acids. The transcript is spliced from 3 exons. Gene Ontology annotation, molecular function: microtubule binding; GTPase activity; GTP binding. NCBI's taxonomy places the organism in Eukaryota, Fungi, Ascomycota, Sordariomycetes, Hypocreales, Bionectriaceae. Gene Ontology annotation, cellular component: membrane; cytoplasm; microtubule. The record is from RefSeq and is a predicted model, not a curated record.
AUGUCAUACGCCGAGUCGUCAAGCUCAGCCAACGGCAUCAAAUCAGAACCAGGCGUCAGGAAUUCGAGCCUCGCAGUGCAGGGAUCUACCACCACUGGCAGCUCUCUCAACCAUGAUGAGGCAACGAUUGAGAAUGGCAGCACAAACGGCGGAUCAUUCAUGGUGACGGUCGGCACGCCCUUCCGUGUUGGACGAUCAGAUGCACCACCCCCAAGCGAGCGUACCGAUGAGUGCGAGCCAGAGCCUAUGCUUAGAGAGCUCAGGAUGAGGCCUACCCACGUCAGCAUUGACAGUCCAGCUGUCCCCGAGGAAGUUUUCGGCUUUCAGGAUUCUUUCCAUGGCAUCGGCAGAAAGAUCAAGGCCCACAAUGACACACUCGGCGAGCUACAGGCGCUCGGCGUGUCUCAUGACGUGCCGCUGCCUGAGCUCGUGCUAGUCGGCGAUCAAUCUGCUGGAAAGUCGAGUGUUAUGUCCGGGCUGGCAAACCUAGAUCUGCCACGGUCUGAGGAUACCGCUAUUGUCGAAGACGACGUGACGGAUGCGAACCCGUUCUUCCCGUGGCGCCGGCUAUCGAACGUGCAGAUACUGGAGUUCAAGACCGUGCACGAUAAGUCGGAAAUCGAAAGUCUCCUGCGAUGGGCCCAGGUGGCCAUACUCAACGAUAAUCACAGCCACCAGCAGUUCAUCCCUGGGUCGGGUGCCAUUGCAAUGAAUGUACCCAUUGACCAAGCACAGGCUGAAACGGUGGCCAAGUUCUCACCUAACGUUGUGUUUCUGGAGAUCAAGGGACCCGGAAUGCCAAACUUGUCCUUCUACGACAUGCCAGGUAUUUUCCAGAACCCGGCGGAUGCGAGUGACCAAUACUUGGUCAAAGUUGUUCAGAACCUUUCCAAGUUUUACAUCCGUCGCCAGUCCGCCAUCAUCAUCUGUUCUAUGCCUAUGAACACCGAUGCAGAGAACUCGUGCACUUUUGGCUUCAUCCGCCAGCUUGAUGCCACGCGCCGCACGAUUGGUGUGCUCACCAAAGCAGAUCUCCUAUCGGGUGAUGCUGACCGUAGCCAGUGGCUUAGGAUCAUGAACGGAGAGGCCCACACUGUCGGUCUUGGUUAUUUUAUCACAUCUCGCAAGAAUGGGAAGGAUCUCGACGAGCUGAUUCAGUGGGAGGCCGCCAUGUUUGAUCAUCACACGACUGAGUGGCCUAGUGAAUUUCACGUCUUCGCGUCCCGCAGUGGUGUUGAGAAGCUGAAGCACUUCUUGUCGGAGCGCCUUGGGGAGCAGUUUGCCAAAAGCCUGCCCAGUAUUGAAGAGAAAGUGCGGGGAAAGCUGGACCGAGUCCUCAGCGAGCUGCGAAGUCUCCCAGACGUGCCCGACAAUGUAGAGCUCGAGGUCCAGCGGAGCCUGCAGAAGUUCAGUGACGCUGCGAGGAAGAGUAUCGAAGACUUUAUGAAACACUUCGACAACGACCCCAAGGAGUUCAGCGAGUGCAUCCUGGGCAUGUAUCCCCGAUUCAUUCUCAAAGACGUGUCGGAUGCCCCUACCUUGGUGAUUUCGGACGACGAGGAUGAUAGCUCUGAGCCUGCCGCUCCGACUCCUACAGGCGCUGGAACACCGUCUCACAAGCGGCAUCGCAUGGCCCCUCCGGUGACGCCCUCAAAACGCACACGGUUAACUCCGUCGGAAGCACCUAGGUCUGGCAGGUCGUCACAUUCCGUCAAGCCCGAAGAUUCCGAUGGGGCCACCAACGGAAGACCGUCCCGAGCUGAGCACGGAUCUCAACCACCCAGGGCUGGCUUGGCAGCCCCAACAUCAACAUAUGCCAGCUUCGCCAAAGUGAAUCGCGGAUUCAGGACUCUACGCGGGGUACGAAGCGACAUAAGGGCGCGCAGCCAGGCUGGCGUGCCAAAUCACAUACCUCUCGAGGUCAAGGAGGAUCUGGCACUUGAGGCUAUUGCGCCUUGGGAUGGGCCUAUGGAUGUUUUCCUCAGCCUGACCAUAGCGAAGCUUCAUAGAGCCUUUAAAGAGGCACUCGAGAGCACCUUUGCCGGACUUCGACAGCGGGUGAUCUUUGCCGAGUGCGAGAAACAGGUCGGGACAUUCCUAGAAGGUCACAAAAGGACUAUCAGGGAGCACAUGGUGCAGGUCUACCGGGACGAGAGCUGCAAGCUCAUGACCUUUAAUAGCGCCACCUUUACUCAGUACGAGACGGAGGAGUUACACCUCCUAGAAUGGUUCCGUCACAAGAUGCGCAUGGAGGCCCAGGGUGUAGCCUCAAAAUCUACGGGCAACAAAAACUGGGAUAGCAUGAGCGAGCAAGAACGACGCACCGAGAGCGAGACGCGCAAAGCCGAGAUUGCUAAGAUUGGCGUGGACGACUUUGACCGCGAAAUCAAGGUGAUUGCGUACGUUAGAGGCUACUAUCGCCUUGCCGGUCUGCGGUUCGUCGACAGCAUCGCUCAGUGCGUGCUGUGUCGGUUGAUCCCCAAUUUGCAGGAGCAGCUGCCACUGUACCUGAAUGAGCGACUCGGGCUGAUCGGCCGUGGUGGCCAGGACAUCAACGCCAUCUACGCGCGCCUUUUGGAGGAGGACCCUGCCAUGGCUGCGCGACGCGAGGUGUUGAAGAAAGAAAAGGCCAAGUUUGAGAAGGCCAUGGCCAGCAUCGAGAUGCUGAACAGUGCGGCCGCCGAGGACAGCGAGGGUGGCCUCACGCACGUGUCUGAACACCGCGAUGACGACACGGUCAUGGGUGAUGGCGGUGAAAUUGAAGUGUAA